Molecule: messenger RNA, 672 nt
Organism: Guillardia theta CCMP2712
Lineage: Eukaryota; Cryptophyceae; Pyrenomonadales; Geminigeraceae
Exons: 2
Coding region: 1-672 (223 amino acids)
Source: RefSeq, a predicted model, not a curated record
AUGUUGCCAGCCGCCUUGCUGUCCAUCACUGACACAGCAGCGGGGACAGCGGAGACAUCGGAGAUGACGGGGACAGCGGAGACAUCGGAGAUGACGGGGACAGCGGAGGCAUCGGAGAUGACGGAGAUGACGGGGACAGCGGAGGCAUCGGAGAUGACGGGGACAGCGGAGAUGACGGGCACAGCAGAGACAUCGGACAAGAUGACGGGGACAGUGCUAGGCUCUCCUGUUGUAGCCAAGCAGCCUGACGUUUCGGAGCCUCGCCCGGGCCUGCCUUGUCCGGCGGCGGAGAUGGCUCCGGAGAGCCCAGGAAAUGCAUCCUUCCCCACGCUACAAGAGUGGGCUGAUAAGGGUGCCAACGAGGCAGAGAAUGCCGUGAGCAAGCGACUGAGAGAUCGCGUCAAGACGAUUGCAGGUAAAAACAUGUGGAAAGUAGCGAAGCGCAGGAACAGCGCGUUCGCACCAAAGGAAGAGAAACCAUUGAAAACUGAUCUUCUCUUCAUUGCUUUGAAUAAAUUCCUGGAGGAAACGGCGCUCUCCCUUGUAGGAAUGCUGGGAGAUAGAAAGCCAGACUACACCGACGAUCGAAUGGAAGAUGUACCCGAGGCAGGGAGCAUGGCGGCGGAAUCGGAAGAGAUGUCGCUUGACUCCCUUCCAGCAGCGCAAGCUUAA